This is a messenger RNA of Didymosphaeria variabile, 1038 nucleotides long. RefSeq lists its product as uncharacterized. The transcript has a single exon. Gene Ontology annotation, biological process: DNA repair. The coding region runs from base 1 to 1038 and encodes 345 amino acids. NCBI's taxonomy places the organism in Eukaryota, Fungi, Ascomycota, Dothideomycetes, Pleosporales, Didymosphaeriaceae. The record is from RefSeq and is a predicted model, not a curated record.
AUGAAACGCACCGCAAUAGACUCAUUCUUCAAGCCCUCUACCCCCAAGAAGCCGAAAUACGAAGCCAACACAAAUGCAUCGAAUCACCUUUCCUAUCCUCAUCCAAUCCCACACCUACCAACAGACUUUCAAGACCAACUUGCCUUCGCCCCCGCGGAAGAAGGCAAAUCGAUCAAUGAUCGCCUAGACCUCGACCUCGUCUACUAUCAGCCCUACAUCCCCUCAUCGAUAGCCCUAGGCGUUUUCGACUUUCUCCGCCAAGAGCUCCCUUACUACCGCGUACAAUACAACAUCAAGCGCGGCCCGGUAGAAACGCAGAUCAACACGCCACGCUACACUACUGUCUUCGGGGUAGACGAAACAUCCCGCUUUAAUGAAGAGGGUGAAAUUGUCGACGCUAAGACGGGGAAGAAGGCGGAGAAGGGCAAGUACAAGUGCACGCCGCGACCUAUACCACAGUGCCUCGACUACCUGCGCAAGCUCACCGAGGGAACCACGAACGAGACGUACAAUUUCUGCCUUGUGAACUACUACGCCGACGGUAAAGACUCUAUCUCUUACCACUCCGACGAUGAGCGCUUCCUAGGCCCAGAUCCGGCAAUUGCUUCGUUCUCGCUCGGUGCGAAGCGGGAUUUCUUGAUGAAGCACAAACCGAUACCGCCGGGUCCUGAGCCAGUCCCGGAGCCGAAGCAGGUCAAGUUGCCGUUGGGAUCGGGGGAUAUGGUGUUGAUGAGAGGGAAGACGCAGACGAUGUGGCUGCAUAGCAUCCCCAAGAGGGCGGGAGAUGAGGCGAAGAAGGGAAGAAUAAACAUUACGUUUCGGAAGGCUUUGGUCAAGGCAGGAACAGAAAACUACUACCAGUACAAUGUGGGAACAGGGGGAGUUUUCAGAUGGAAUGCAAAGGAGAAGAUGAUGGCGCCGUGGGCGAAGGGUGAUGCUUCAUCUAUAGCCGGAACGAUUGGGCCACUGAACGGAGGAGUAGGAGAGGAAAAGAGAGGCGGCGCUAGUGUAACUGAUGAUGGUGAUCUAAAGACAUGA